Brugia malayi is the source of this 1008-nucleotide messenger RNA. RefSeq lists its product as uncharacterized. The transcript has 7 exons. Gene Ontology annotation, cellular component: cytosol; mitochondrion. The annotation marks the transcript as partial. NCBI's taxonomy places the organism in Eukaryota, Metazoa, Nematoda, Chromadorea, Rhabditida, Onchocercidae. Gene Ontology annotation, molecular function: peptidyl-tRNA hydrolase activity; protein binding. The record is from RefSeq and is a predicted model, not a curated record.
AUACCAACAACUGAUGGCAGGGUAGGCUCGUCUGGUGACUUCAGUGAAGCACCACCACCUCCACCUGGCUUUCCAAAUACAAGUAGGGAAGCUGUUCGAGGUAGUGAGCGAACACCUGUAAUCUCAUCUCCUGCAGAAUCCGAUUUCCCGUGCUCUUCUGCAAAUGAAAGAGUAAAUAUUCAAAUCAUUGCCGACCCUACUAUUGAUCAUCAAACAAAUUUUCCAUCGUCUUCUAUACAUACAGGUCAGAGUCAAUUAAUACAGCCUGUAUUAGACCCAGCAAGUUCUUCUAUAUCUUCCGUGGAAACUGCUGUGCCUACUCAGCCAUUUUAUGUUCCAGCGGUUCCAGAUUUCAGUCAGGAAACGCUCUAUACGGCUGCUGAAUCUUCUCAACCGGUCGCUGGGGCCAGUUGUUCGCAUCCUGCUGAUCCAGAAAAUAAAGAGGAUCUUGUGGAUCCCGCUUUGCUGGCUGAAAUACUGCAGUUGGGAUUUGAAGAAGUAAUUGCUGUUUUAGCUAUAUCAAAAACAAAAGAAAUUGGUGGAGCUGAAGCGGCGAUAAAUUGGAUCUUAGAACACAGCAACGAAAGUGAUUUUGAAUCGGACGAAGAGCAGAAUUCAAUGGGCGGAGUCCAUUCUACAAGUGCCAUAAAUAGGCAGCAUAAAAUGGUGUUCGUUGUUAAUAUGAGCCUUAAAAUGGGGGCAGGGAAGUUGGCUGCGCAAGUCGGUCAUGCAACACUCGGUGUUUAUCGGCUUGCUCAAAGAAGCGAAGAUGGACAACAUGCAUUAGAUGCUUGGAGAAUAUCAGGAGAAAUGAAAGUAGUUGUUAAAGGUCAUAACACUGAAAUGCUUCUCGAUUUCUUUAAACAAGCGAAAGACUUGGGUUUAUUUACUUACAUUGUGUCCGACGCUGGGCGUACACAGAUUCCUACUGGCUCACGGACUGUUCUUGGCAUCUUUGGUCCAACCCACUUAGUUGAUUUAGUUACUGGCGAACUGAAACUUUUAUGA